This is a messenger RNA of Procambarus clarkii (red swamp crayfish), 1474 nucleotides long. The record is from RefSeq and is a predicted model, not a curated record. Lineage: Eukaryota; Metazoa; Arthropoda; Malacostraca; Decapoda; Cambaridae.
CUGAUCAUGCGUGUGGACUUCGAUCAUCACAAGGUGACUUGUGCAGCUGCGAGACUGGCACUGUUAGCUCACCUGCAGCUGACUGGCACAGCUUCAAGACUGGCACUGUUAACUCACCUGCAGCUGACUUAUGUAGCUUCAAGACUGGCACUGUUAACUCACCUGCAGCUGACUUAUGUAGCUUCAAGACUGGCACUGUUAGCUCACCUGCAGCUGACUUAUGUAGCUUCAAGACUGGCACUGUUAACUCACCAGCAGCUGACUUAUGUAGCUUCAAGACUGGCACUGUUAGCUCACCUGCAGCUGACUUAUGUAGCUUCAAGACUGGCACUGUUAACUCACCAGCAGCUGACUUAUGUAGCUUCAAGACUGGCACUGUUAGCUCACCUGCAGCUGACUUAUGUAGCUUCAAGACUGGCACUGUUAGGUCACCUACAGCUGACUUAUGUAGCUUCAAGACUGGCACUGUUAACUCACCAGCAGCUGACUUAUGUAGCUUCAAGACUGGCACUGUUAGGUCACCUACAGCUGACUUAUGUAGCUUCAAGACUGGCACUGUUAGCUCACCUGCAGCUGAGUGGUACAGCUUCAAGACUGGCACUGUUAGCUCACCUGCAGCUGAGUGGUACAGCUUCAAGACUGGCACUGUUAGCUCACCUGCAGCUGACUGGUACAGCUUCAAGACUGGCACUGUUAGCUCACCUGCAGCUGAGUGGUACAGCUUCAAGACUGGCACUGUUAGCUCACCUGCAGCUGACUGGUACAGCUUCAAGACUGGCACAGUUAGCUCACCUGCAACUGACUUAUUCAGCUUCAAGACUGGCACUGUUAACUCACCUGCAGCUGCCAGGUACAGCUUCAAGACUGACACUCUGACUGGUGCAGCUUCAAGACUGGCACUGUUAGCUCACCUGCAGCUGCCAGGUACAGCUUCAAGACUGACACUGUUAGCUCACCUGCAGCUGACUGGUGCAGCUUCAAGACUGGCACUGUUAGCUCAUCUGCAGCUGCCAGGUACAGCUUCAAGACUGGCACUGUUAGCUCACCUGCAGCUGCCAGGCACAACUUCAAGACUGGCACUGUUAACUCACCUGCAGCUGACUGGUGGAGCUUCAAGACUGGCACUGUUAGCUCACCUGCAGCUGAGUGGUACAGCUUCAAGACUGGCACUGUUAGCUCACCUGCAGCUGACUGGUGCAGCUUCAAGACUGGCACUGUUAGCUCAGCUGCAGCUGACUGCAGCUGACUGGCACUGUUACAGCUUCAAAACUGGCACUGUUAGCUCACUGCAGCUGACUGUGCAGCUUCAAGACUGGCACAGCUCACCUGCAGCUGACUGGUACAGCUUCAAGACUGGCACUGUUAGCUCAGCUGCAGCUGACUGGUGCAGCUUCAAGACUGGCACUGUUAGCUCAGCUGCAGCUGACUUGUGCAGCUUCAAGACUGGCACUGUUAACUCAGCUGCAGCUGACUG